Serendipita indica DSM 11827 is the source of this 846-nucleotide messenger RNA. The record is from the annotation of a GenBank genome assembly. NCBI's taxonomy places the organism in Eukaryota, Fungi, Basidiomycota, Agaricomycetes, Sebacinales, Serendipitaceae.
AUGGCUACGACAAGCUCUACGACAAGUUUGACGACUUCCAGCUCUUCUUCUUCCGAAUCUGCGACCCCGACGGCUGGCCACCGGGUCCCAUUCCCAACCGAUGCGAUUCGUUUCUUCGUUGUGGCGUCUGCUGUAAUCUGUUCAUUCGGACUCUUGACGCUUGGGUGCUGCAUCACGUACAGAAUUCGCAGGAAUCGAAUGCGAAGGCUCAUUGUGGCCGCGUUUGAGCAGAACCCUGCGCAACGUCUAAAUUCGACCAUUCAGGAUGUAUUUGAUAGAGAACGUGUGCGAGAACGAAUAGUCCAGCUGCGAAGAGGCGCCCCUCUUCACGACUUCCUCAAGGCUCCGGCUCAGAACGACCACUGUCCACGAUACUUUGAGGCGCUUAGUGUCCCUGUCACAAAGGACUUGGGCUAUCAUGAUCCAAACUCUUCACACUCUCUAUUAGACAAACCCGGUGAUCAAUACCUUCCAUUGGCUGCAGAGAUCAGUAGCAAGUCACCUAAUUCAGUGGAUAUGCAUGUCUACUCCAGAUUCUCGGCUCUCUCCAUAGACAGACAGCUUGCGCUACUGUACCAGGUCAAUGGUAGCCGGAAGAAGCACAAGGUGCGGAGAAGGGCUGAAGAGUUUGGAGAGACAGUACCUCAAUCCGACUGUGACAUCCAUCCGCAGCAUCAUGAACGGACCUUGGCGUUGACCUUUCUGGUUUCCAUGCCCAAUCCACGACGGUCUGCCGCCGAUCUCGAAAACCGCUCCCUCGUGCUCGGUACAACCGUCUAUCCGUGGAAAAAUAACGAGAUGGAAUCAAGUCUGCCAACAGAAGCCGCGGUUGCAAAGGAAAGCUGA